This is a messenger RNA of Micropterus salmoides (largemouth bass), 2878 nucleotides long. RefSeq names its product guanine nucleotide binding protein (G protein) alpha v1 (gene gnav1). The transcript is spliced from 9 exons. Bases 633 to 1718 code for a protein of 361 amino acids. Gene Ontology annotation, molecular function: guanyl nucleotide binding; G protein-coupled receptor binding; GTPase activity. Gene Ontology annotation, cellular component: heterotrimeric G-protein complex. Lineage: Eukaryota; Metazoa; Chordata; Actinopteri; Centrarchiformes; Centrarchidae. Gene Ontology annotation, biological process: adenylate cyclase-modulating G protein-coupled receptor signaling pathway. The record is from RefSeq and is a predicted model, not a curated record.
UACGUGUAAUCAAAGUAACUGAUAACUACAGCUAAAGUGCAGUAAGCGAGUAAAUAGCUUUAAUUUAUAGUAUGGCUACAGUAUUUAGUUUUCUGAUCACGCACAGGUAAAUCACACGGAAUUGCGCACUCAGCAGUUUUGUCCCCUGCACGUCACUUCCCAGGGAAGUCCACAACUUUUCCAUCUGGGCAACAGGCUGCAGUUGGAGGAGGCGCCUUUUAGGAUUAUCUGCGGCCAAGGCGGCAGGGCAGAUUUGAACCGCUGCGGCGCACGGUGACAUAGUAGAUCAGUGUUUUCACGGCGGAGGACAGUCGCUGAAAAGUUACCACCCAUUUAAAUCUGCCGCUGACAAGGGACAAAAACGCAACACUUGGAGCAAUGCGUAAAACCAGAUUAGUCCGGACGGUUUGACCCACAACUCCUGCAAGUUUUGGAAGGAUGUUUCGGAGAUGGCAUGAACUCCCUCCCCCCUAGAUCGUGAAGUUUUUGUACACAGAAACCCUACAGUUUGCGGAGUAGCAGUGGGGCUCGGAGCAUGCAGCCUGCAGAAACCAGCUCGGGUUGAUCUCCAGUCUGGACUCCGUGCUUUUUGCUUUCCUCUUAGGCCUGGGUUGGUGAGGAGAUGAGUGCACAUGAUGGGACUGUGCCUCGGUACCGAAGUCACAGAGGAGAAGAAGGCGAGGAUACACAGCGCCAAGAUAGACAGAGACCUGUACGAAUACGCCAAACGGGAGAUGAAUGUGGUUAAAAUACUCUUACUAGGUGCAGCAGAGAGUGGAAAAAGCACUUUGGUCAAACAGAUGAAGAUCAUCCACAGCAAUGGAUUCACCAAACAAGAGCUCACCAGCUUCAAGCCUGCAGUGCUGGAUAACCUCCUGACCUCCAUGAAGUUUGUCCUCCACGGCAUGGGUAUCCUCCGGAUCAACCUGGCUAACAACAGGAACAAGGUCCACGCCCAUUCUGUCCUGUCAUGUGGGAGGUGUUUUGACGAAGAGCAGGUGCUGUUUCCUUUCAUUAGCCAUGCCAUGUCCUGUCUGUUGGCCGACCAGGGGGUGAGGGCUGCGGCGGCCCGAGGAUACGAGUACGAGCUCAAUGACUCUGCACUGUAUUUCUUCGAGAACAUGACCCGCAUCACGUCUCCAGAUUACGUGCCCACAGAGACUGAUGUUCUGCGAGUACGACUAAGGACGACAGGCGUUAUAGAGACCCAGUUCAAAGUCAACCACCUCAUUUUCAGGAUGUACGAUGUUGGAGGCCAGAGAACUGAACGGAGGAAGUGGAUUGGUUGUUUUGAGGAUGUCAGGGCGGUGCUGUUCGUGGUGUCGCUCAGCGGUUACGACAUGACCCUGGUGGAAGACCCCUCCAUGAAUCGUCUUCAGGAGAGCAUGAAACUCUUCUCCUCCAUCUGCAACAACAUUUUCUUCCGCAGCACAUCCAUGAUUUUAUUCAUGAACAAGAUAGACCUUUUUCAAGACAAGAUUUUACACUCGGGGCGACAUCUGCGGCUAUACCUGCCCCAAUAUAAAGGUGCAGAUUGCGAUGUGGACUCAGCCGCACGCUUCAUCGCUGCCACCUUUGUCUCGCUCAACGCCACGCCCAGCAAACUCAUCUACCACCACUUCACCACGGCGACUGACACCUCUAACAUCCAGGUCGUCUUCCAGGUGGUAAUGGACACGAUAAUCAAAGAGAACCUGGAGGCCGUUUCGCUCCUGUAACUGCCAGCGGGCAGUCACUGCUGUCGACCUUUUGGAUGUCUCAUUUUUAAAUACUCAAAUAUGAACAUGAAGAUCAUCUCCUUCAAGCUAUUGUCUCUGACGCUCUUUGCCACUGUUGCAUUUCAUCCUCUGUGAUGCUUGAGUUCAUGUAGCUUUGAAAAACUGUUUAAAAAAAACCUUGAAGGAGAAGGAACACUUGGCUAAUCCUUUGUCGUGGGGUUGAGCCCUACAAUGUUGACUUAAACCUAUGUCUAGAGUAAUGGGCAUUUAUAUUUUUGCACUGUGGCCUACUAUAUGAUCAGACUGUGAAUGGUGAUGUUACUUUGUUGAGGACUUGAUAUAUACACUUGCCAUUUAUUUGCCCAUCUCUUCCUGUGUGUGGGGGGGCAGAACACGGGGGGGGGGAUUUACUGUUUGUCCGUUACUUGCUCGGCGCAGGGUUCACUCAUGCAUACCAUCGUGUGCUUUCCGCUCAUCCAUCACAGUGUCUCUGCUGUCCACAUCCUGUGCGUCACACCCUCUUAAUGAGGCGGUGAUCUCCGUAAAUGCACCCCAGAUUGUGCUCACACACACUCGGUUCAUUUUAAUCUGUGCCUUCACUCGUUCCCGUGACUCUUACCAGUCAGCGAUGAUGCGGGUGUUUAAUAGCCUACUAGGUAUGAGAAAAGUGUAUGUAAAGAAACAUCCCUGAAGCUUCCAACAUCACCCCGAUGAUUAUUGUUCCAAUAUGAGACACACACGCUCACAAACCCUGAUUUGUCAACAGGAUGAUGCCGCUCUAUAUGUGAUUUGUGUGGCAUUAAUUCUGCUGGGGUCUGACUAAGCUGAAGUCUCCCCCUGAGCAACUGACUAUCACACCAGCUCCUCUCUAAUAAACAAGAUAUGGUAAUGACUGAUACGCUCUGAUAUGGUUACUGAAGGUGGAAGAAAAUUGAAAAAACACCCCCAAGUGCCUUAUGAAGAAGUGGGUUUGAUGUCAUGUAAUUUAAAUGCUUCAAAUGUGUUUUUCCUUCUCCCUCUUUUCCACUGUCAGAAUAAUUAUUGGUAUUUCAUUCUGUAUCUCUACUCUUUAAGUCUUAUACACCAUGUACUCGGACUGUUAUUUUAUGGUUUGUACUGAAACUACAAUACAAAAUAAAUGUGAUAGGUUGACAUCUUUA